Messenger RNA from Athene cunicularia (burrowing owl), 1911 nucleotides. RefSeq names its product epiphycan (gene EPYC). The record is from RefSeq and is a predicted model, not a curated record. The coding region runs from base 150 to 1205 and encodes 351 amino acids. Gene Ontology annotation, molecular function: protein binding. The transcript is spliced from 8 exons. NCBI's taxonomy places the organism in Eukaryota, Metazoa, Chordata, Aves, Strigiformes, Strigidae.
GUGGUCUCCAGUUGAGGGUAGAAGCUGUACGACCUCCCACAGCCCCAGAAUGCCACUGCCAUUGGUCAGGGUCUAAUACCUCUGGCUCUGCAUUCUCAGUAACUCCAUCCCAUUUGAGAGAUUGGAAGCUAAAGACCUUUGCAGAUGUGAUGAUUCAAAUAUGCCUCACCAUUCAAACGACUAAAACUAUAUACUGGCAAAACAGCUAUGGUGUGAAAAGUGUUUUGAUUGUGUUCAUCCACAGAAAAGAAAGCAGAAUGCAGACCUUUGUAAAUAUUUUUCUGGGAUUUUUUAUCUUCGAGUCUGUUGGAGCUGCACCUAUCACUGAUACUGUAAUUUAUGAUGAUGAGUUCUAUGGCAUACCACUUGGAGAGAUGCCUCACUCAUUUGCCUAUGAUGAAAACGAGUCUGACCAAUUAGAGACAGAUAUUGGGACAGCACUACGUGCUAUAAUUCAAGAGAGUUAUUCUUCUGCACCAUUGACAGAAGAACCCGAGGAGGAAGCAUCAACGCCAAAAUUAAUUGAUGGGUCUUCAGCACAGGGGUCUGGGGUUCUUGGACUCCAAACUCAAGAUGGUCUUCCUACUUGCCUUUUGUGUACAUGCCUAGGGACCACAGUCUACUGUGAUGAUCAUGAGCUUCAUGCCAUUCCACCGUUGCCUAAGAAAACAACGCAUUUCUACUCACGCUACAACAGAAUCAGGAAGAUCAACAGAAAUGACUUUUCUAACUUAAAAAAAUUAAAAAGGAUUGAUUUGACUGGAAAUUUUAUAUCAGAGAUCCAUGAAGAUGCUUUCCAGAGGUUGCCCCAACUUGAGGAGCUGGUGCUCCGUGACAAUAAGAUAAGACAACUCCCUGAGUUACCAUCUACCUUAAAAUUCAUCGAUGUUAGUAAGAACAGGCUUGGUCGCAAAGGAAUACGUAAUGAGGCGUUUAAAGAUCUUCAUGAACUGCAGCAUCUUUACAUCACUGACAAUAACUUGGAUCACAUUCCCUUUCCACUCCCUGAAAGCCUCCAAGCUCUUCAUCUUCAGAACAACAACAUUCAAGAGAUGCAUGAAGACACUUUCUGCAAAAUGAAGGAUUUUACUUAUGUACGUAGGGCUCUUGAAGACAUCAGACUGGAUGGUAAUCCCAUCAAUUUGAGUAAAACACCUUAUGCAUACAUCUGUCUACCCCGAUUGCCAGUUGGUAACCUCAUCUAAUCUUUGACAGAAGCCAAUACUGUCAUACGCUUUAAGAAUCUUUAAGGACAAAUUAUUAACUCAGUGCUACACUAAGCAAGAUGCAUUUUUUUCAAUCUCAUUAAUUUGAGAAAUUUUUCCAUUAAUUAUUAAAUCAGUUACUGAGAUACAAUGAAUAAUGUGAAGUACUAUGACAACUCUAUUAUCUACCCAACUGUAAGUGCAUAACAGUAUCAAGAAAUAUAUUUUACUACAAAAACUCUACUGAAGGCAAUAAAAUGCAAAAUUUCAUGUUUAAUUAUUCAGAUCUACUGUAUGAAUUCUGAAGUUAAAUAAUUUUAUAUGUUAAAUCUAAUCAUAAUAUAGUAAAUAAUAAAAGUAAAAUGUGUACACAAUUGAAUAUUUAUCCCCUUUAUAUUUAAUUAAAUAUUUUUGUCAGAGACACAUCAAUUUUCCUACUUCUUUCCUUAAAGGUCCCUUCAUUUUAGAAAAGUACUAGCAAUGUCCCAAAACCCAUGUUUUCUUUAGCAAACAAUUUUUUCUUUAAAUCAGUAAUGAAAUAUAGAGCUUAAACUUGUAUCAGAUUACCCCCCAAAAGUACAUAAACUAUUAAUAACUUUGCAGUCAUAAUUGGUCUUUGUAAUGCUGAUGAGGCCCAAAGCUGUCUUCUGUAUCUAAUAAACUUGCCUGACGGAUUAUCUGGCUAAUAUAAAUCUCACGUAAAAUA